AUGUCUCGUCCUCACCACCAGCUGCUGAAGCAACUCUGCCACGAUGAAAACCUCUUCAAAAAGGCUAAAGAGACACUGCAUACUGCGAGCCUGAAGACGGGGCCGGGAUCAGGCUAUGUCCUUGGCGAUGGUGGAAGCGGGCUGCCAGCCAUAUGCGCUUUCCUUACUGCGCAAGAUAUUGGAGACACCGAUCUCUCCGAGAAGGUCGCCCAGAACGCGUCCUGUUUGAAGCCGAGAGUAUGGAAGACCACCCUAGCCAUCGUCCGUUCCGCGCUCGAGGCAGCGGCAGCAGCGGAGGCAGCUUCAAAGAAGGCGGCACGCACCGUUACAUAUCAGGCUCUCGCAGUGCAACAUAGGCUAGGACGGAAGGACGUGGUGGUCAAGUGGAUGCAAGAGGCAGAGCGAGCACUGAUGUCGAACACCGAAGUUCGAAGGCGGCAUGGGAGCGCGUACGACGCGAUCACAUUGGCGGUGUUCAGCUGGACGUGCGAGCAGAUAGGGCCACAAACGGCGAAGAAAGUCGAUACGCCUUCACUACUUGCCCAGUACGCUGUGCCGCAAGAUCAGUUUGACGAGAUCACGGAAGCCCUUCUCACCUCCUGCAAGGCGGUUGAGAAGCUGAUCAAAGACAACAUCAAGGCCCUCAAGGCCGACUCGUCUUCCCCAGCCAAAGCGCGAGUCGCCCGGGCCUCUUCCUCCAAAGUUGCUGCCGCACCUCCUGCUGCCCCAUUCCCUACCGCUCCCUCGCGACAGGCGUCCGAGUCGUCUAUUCGAGAGCCCGCCGCGACACCACGCUCCCCUACCAAGUCCCCUACCAAGUCUGCCCUCCGGGCUUCCAGCGUCGGACUCACUACGCAGACGCCCACCCACAAGCGCAAAGUCGCCUUCGAGGGCCCGAUAGCAGAGGAAGAAGAAGAGGAAGAGGACUUUGACGCGACGGCGACGCCCUCGAAGCGCCGCAAGCUCUUCUCGCCCACGAAGUCGAGCGCCGGGCUCCCGCUCACCCCCCGCACGUCGUCGCGCAUCGCCUCACGCGUCGCGGCGGGCGACGACGACCGGGCCAGCCAGGCGAGUCCGUCGACGCCCCGUAGGGCACGCACGACCGCGCAGCCGUCGUCGACGCACUCAAGCCGCUCGCGGAUGAGCACGGGGAGCGCGCCAUCGACCCCGACGAAGCACACGAAGCUGGCUACAGUGCUUGAGCAAGCGGGGCCGAGACGGUGUCGACCCGUCUUUGCGGACCAGCAGCAGUGGCUGAAGGGUGAUGCGCGGCUCGAACGCGAGCUGCGGCCGUGGGCGGAGAAGUGGCGAGAGCUCGUGCGGAGCGCAGAUGGGAAUGUCUGGAAAGCCGCGGGGAUGGCUUGA
Molecule: messenger RNA, 1365 nt
Organism: Epithele typhae
Lineage: Eukaryota; Fungi; Basidiomycota; Agaricomycetes; Polyporales; Epitheliaceae
Exons: 3
Coding region: 1-1365 (454 amino acids)
Source: RefSeq, a predicted model, not a curated record